AUGACAUUCGUUGGUUAUUCGACCCAACAGAAAGCGUACAGAUUCUUGGACAGGAGCUCCGGGCACGUCAUCAACAGCAGAGAUGCUCGUUUCAUGCUGACUAGCAGUUUCCAAGAAGAAGAAGAAGGCAAUGGAAGUAUUGUUGAAUAUCGCUUCUCUUCGGCCAACAAUUUUCAACCUAAUCCAUUUCCUAUCGUUGCACGGGACGUUUGCGGUGAACCAGCAGACGACGAAUCGGAUGACGACACCACACUCACCGAAGAUCACGAUGCCGAUGAACGUCCCCUCAAAGCACAGAGUGAACGGCCAUCAACGAGCACUCCGAUCGAACAAAGGCCACUCGAACAAAGGGAUAACGCCACCUCGAUUUCCCGAAGUCAGCAGCCUGGUAAGCCAGCAAACGUUCAAACCGAGGACUCUAGCAGAAGCGCUAGCGAAUCCUCAACGGGAUCACUGGAAAAAUGUUAUGGAUGA
Molecule: messenger RNA, 474 nt
Organism: Uranotaenia lowii
Lineage: Eukaryota; Metazoa; Arthropoda; Insecta; Diptera; Culicidae
Exons: 1
Coding region: 1-474 (157 amino acids)
Source: RefSeq, a predicted model, not a curated record